ACAGCCAUGGUCGAAGAUAGAUCCUUUAACAACAGUCAUCACUCCAUUUUUUCUUUAAAGAAUUGGAUAAACCUUUCAAACGCUACAUCCGAGCAACGUCGUUCAGUCAUCCAGUUUUAUAUUAUAUCCACACAGUAACACACGUAAACAGCCAUUACUCGUAGUUUCGGGAAAAAAUACGUUGGGUACAACUUUUGUGGCAAACCCGUAUCAAAAAAGAUGGCUGACUGAGGAGUGAGAACUCAUUUCAUUUUAAAAUCUUGUUGUUAGCUAAAUCGCAUGACCUGCCUAUGUGUUCCAAUGACAGAUUCCGGUUUGAGAUGUGAAAGACAGCGUAACUUAGAAGCUAUUAACCUGCUGUUUAACUAAACGAGGCAAAAGAUUUAUGUCAGUCUGAACUAGAUCACAUCAGUCCUUAAAGAUGCCCGCUGGUGUGUCGUGGUCUCGAUACCUUAGGAUGGUUGGAGCCAGUAUUCUGGCCAUGUUUGCAGGAGCACAGGUCGUUCAUCAGUACUACCUGCCUGAUCUGAGUAUACCAGAGAUCCCUCCAAAGCCCGGUGAACUUCGAACAGAACUGCGAGGUUACAAAGCAAGAGAAGAAGCGGCCGCUGCCAUAGAGCAGUUAAAAAAAGGACAAAGUGUGGACUGAUGUGGAAUUUUAUUUUCUCUGCAUUAACUCUCAGGGAAGUAAUUAAGCUAUAUGGUUCAAUGUACCUGGAAACAGAUAGAUAUGUUCUCUUUUCCUCAAAUGGAAAAAGCAAGGACCAUGUCAGGGUAGAUUCUUCAUCAACCAGAAUAAGGUCAACUGGUACUCUAGUACCAUCCUUAUUCUGUUGGUCUUAUUAUGACAAUUGUUUAUCCAUCUCCACCCUCCCUGAAUGUGUCUGUAUAUUUUGGAGGAGUAAAAUCCAGAAUAAAAGGGUGACAUUGAACAAAUGGAAUCCUAUGAAGAUAGUAAGUUUCUUUUCUCACAAUGAUGGUGAAAUGCAUUUAAAUACUCAAUGUUGUUGGAAAUAAUGAAUAGAUGACGAAUAAUAAAAUGUUAAACACUGAGCAGUUGGUCUCAAAAAUGAUUUAUGUAGAUUUUGGUGUGAAAUGUCCACACAUUUGAACAAUGAUGUCAAAAUGAUUUGUGUUGUAUCAUUGAAAUGCUUUUUGUUUUGGACAAAAAAAUCCAAAGCAAAUGUCAAAUCUUUAUCGACUUUAUAUUUUCUCGUGCAAAAUUAGCAGCAGUUGCUUAAUAUAUAGAUGAAAAAGGGGUUGCGUCAGUAUCAUAGCAACAAGUUUAAACAGAAGUGGAAAGAUGGCGACUCAGACAGAGAAAGACGCUGCAGACUAUGUCGAGAAACACAAAAUUGUCGAACUAAUGGAAAAUUUAACCAGCAUGCUUUUCUAUCACAGACCAGAAAAUCCCAGAGAGUUUCUAAUGGAACAACUGAAGCAGCUGAAAAUGUCCAAACAAAGUCAUGUGAAAGGGCCUAACGUGUUCAACAACGCUGACCUGGAUGCAGUUUUUGAAAUACUGGACCCUGCCAAUCAAAAAUAUAUUACCUUUGCACAGUACAAGCAUGCUCUGAGGACUCUGGGCAUAGACAAUAUCAAUGAAUGUCCAGAAGGUGUAAAUGAAGACAGAAUAUCCCACGAAACAUUCAAAACAGAAGCGAUGCAGGGUCUUCAAAGAUAUUCGGCAACAUACGCACAGUGAUGGACCUUGAAAAUAACUGUCAUUUGCUAUGUAAAGUGAUUUUGUAAAAUUAGUAGAAGUGCACACAUUAAAGUGAAUGAACUGAUUUCCAUUCUGUCAUCAAGUGUUUUUUAAAAAGUCAAAAGUGGCUGUUGCAUCUUUGUUUACCAUUCCAA
Molecule: messenger RNA, 1860 nt
Organism: Menidia menidia (Atlantic silverside)
Lineage: Eukaryota; Metazoa; Chordata; Actinopteri; Atheriniformes; Atherinopsidae
Source: the annotation of a GenBank genome assembly